GACUGAACUGCAGAGAGAGCAAGGUGGGCGUGCCUGCUCAACACUACUGACUGCAAGUUAUGAAUUCAUGACAAGAUAUUUGAACAAAACUAGUUAUUACAGCACAUUUUAAAGCAUAUCUUGUUCAAUCAUCUUUGUCUUGGAACCUCUCUCUUUAUUUUUCAAAUGAGUGUCACCAGGUAAGGAUUAUUGUUUUUUUUUUAAUGUAACCUUACAGUAGAUGUUUGCAGUUUAAGGCAAUAACUCAUUUGGAUGGGUUCUACAUUUGUAAGCAGAAUAAUAUAUUGUAUUGAUCAUUUCAACGUUUUUGGUUUUCAUUUAGAUUAUAGGAAUAGCACGAUCAUGUGAGCUGAACAAAAAUCUAUGCUUGUCUGGGGAAGUAGAUGUUUUCCAAAAAUGUUGACUGCCAUGUAAUGUCACAAGACUAAAAAAACAUACAUUUAGUAGUAGACAUUGACAUGUAAAUUAUAAUAUAGUGAAGUAAAGUGCAUAAUGAACACAUUUAGAUGAACACAUUCGGUAAGAGGACCUCAAAAGACCUGAAAAAAAUAUUUAAGGACUUUAAACGCUUUCUGUUUGUUCCCCUUUCCUCAGGGUCCUCCACGUAUUAAAUUCAUCAGCAAUGCCGGUUCCUGUUAUGCCUGCAGACAUCAAUAUGCGGAUGUACAUCACACACUCGCCACCUCUCCGGAGCUUCCUCAGUUCCUAUGAGGACUUGAGGGCCAGGAACCGGGCAAACCACUACAAGCCCCUCCGGCCCUGCAUCAGCUCCCAGAGGGCCCUGGAGGCCCCCAGUCUGGCCUGGAAGACCACCAUGAAGACCCCAAAGGGCAAGAAGAGAGUGGUCUUCGCCGACUCCAAAGGCAUGUCCCUCACAGCCAUCCACGUCUUUUCAAAGUUUGAUGAGGAGCCCGCGCUGUCCAACUUUCAAUUUGACCUCAUAGACCUGGAGAAUACCACCGUGGAGCUGAAGAUCAGAACCAUGCAAAGCCUGGUGCUGGACUUCCCCCAACCCGCUUCAGACUAUCUGGCCUUCCGGAACCGGCUGUUGAAGAACUCUGUGUGCCUGGAAAACUGCACACUGCAGGAGAAGUCACUCACAGGCACCGUGAAAGUCAGAAACCUUGGCUUUCAGAAAUCUGUCCAGGUCCGGGUGACCGUUGACUCAUGGAAAACCUACACAGACGUUGACUGCACCUUUAUGAACAACGUCUACAGUUGCCAGGUAACAGACACAUUUGCCUUCAUCUUCAAACUGCCCAGUUACGUACCCCCUUCUAACAGAGUCGAAUUCUGCAUAUGCUUCAAGAGCAAAGACCAGGUUUUCUGGGACAAUAAUGAUGGGAAAAACUACAUUCUCAAACCAAUUGGUUGGAAUGUUGAGCUUAAGAAACCAGCAGAGCACAAGAACUCCAGUAAACUACUGGAGAUGGGGUGUGACCAGUUUGGAAGUCCCCGCUCAUCAAGUGGACUCUUUCGUGGGUUGCAAAGCUGGGGACGAAUUGAGAAUGGUGCCAACUACUGGUGAAAUUAGGGAAGACUUUCAGCUACCGUGAAGAAGUAUAACAGGGAUGGACUAGGAGCAGAGGGAUAGCAGUAGUAGUGACAUAACUUAUCUUAAAAUGUCCGAAUCUGCUUUGAAUGCAAUGAAGCACAUCAAGAAAGACAAACUGUAUGGAAAUAUGGACCAUGGUUAGAUUCUACUACUACCAUAGAGAUAGAUACUUUCUGAAUAUGAUCAGAGAGACGGAGGCAAUAGAUUUUUAUUUUAUUUUACAUGUGAUUCUUGUGUAAAGUAGUUUAGUGCCUUCUCAAUAUCCUGCCUGUUAUAAAACAAAAGUCCAUUGAAAUUUAAGUUUGACAAUCUGUAACCUUGUAUGAGCCCAUUUUCAUUGUUGGAACUUACCGUAAGCAAAUGCACUGAUUGAGAUGAACUUUCUGAUUUCCAUACAUACAGUAUGUGGUGGGAUUGGACCAAUGGGAUGUCCUUCAUAUUGAAGGGUUAGAGUGUUACCAUCUAUCUUUGAAAAAAUCAAAGUUAAAUAUGAAUUUCUCAGUAAAUAAAACAAAUGAUAAAAUGCACCUUCAAAAUAGUUUUUUUUAGUCAAGACUCAUUGCUGUCUCGUGUAUCUCAUUUCAAAUGCUUAUUAUUGUAUUUGAUGCAAUGUGAAGUUGUAUUGAUAAGAUACAAUCAGGAAACUGAAUGAUCAUGGCCUGUUGUCUCAUAUAGGAGUAUGCUGGUGUGUUUUUCUUUCCCAAUAAGUGCCAUGAUACUGUUGUUAUGUCAGUAGGACAGAACUGUGCCUUGUGGUGGACCUAUUCUAAGUUUAACUGGGCUCUAUUAAUAGUGAUUGUUCUUCUAAUUUCUAUAAGUGCAAUUCUGGUGCGAGUGUUGAGCAGUGGUGUGGCUGAAGUAUGUAUGUACACUUUUAUUUUCUUACUGUGAAGAAAGGUCAGUCAUUGUGCUCUUGUAUGUGUGCUUAAAGUGUAUGUGAUCCUUCUAGAAAUAAAAUGUUAUAUUGUGC
Messenger RNA from Coregonus sp. 'balchen', 2525 nucleotides. NCBI's taxonomy places the organism in Eukaryota, Metazoa, Chordata, Actinopteri, Salmoniformes, Salmonidae. The record is from the annotation of a GenBank genome assembly.